AUGAUCCAAGAAAAGAUGAAAGCUUCGCAGAGUCGACAGAAGAGCUAUGAUGACAAGAUGAGUAAAACACUUGAGUUCCAGGAGGAAGAUCAUGUGCUCUUGAGGGUUACUUCGGUUAUUGACAUUGGUCAUGCGUUGAAGCCUAAGAAGCUUACGCUGCAUUUCGUGUCGCAGUUGAGGAAGUAUAUUCCUGACCCGUCUCAUGUGAUUCAAGUGGACGAUGUGCAAGUUAGAGAGAAUUUAACCAUUGAGACAUCUCCCUUGAGAAUAGAGGAUCGCGAAGUGAAGCACUUGAGGAGAUUACACUGGUGA
Molecule: messenger RNA, 312 nt
Organism: Lathyrus oleraceus (garden pea)
Lineage: Eukaryota; Viridiplantae; Streptophyta; Magnoliopsida; Fabales; Fabaceae
Exons: 2
Coding region: 1-312 (103 amino acids)
Source: RefSeq, a predicted model, not a curated record